AUGAGGGACAUCUUCUCUCAAUUUCAAGAACCAAUGGCUCUCCGUCCAAUUUACUUUCGCGGGUCAUUCUUGAGACCCAACCUUUUCCAUUUUCCUCGUAAGCUCAAGCCAUUGGACUCACCCUCUACUACUCCAUUUAGCUCCACAAUCAAUCACAGGAAGCGUUUCUACCAGAAUGUUAGCAGGCCCCAAGUGGCCUACCAUGUGUAUGAUGAAAUUCCCCACCAGCAAAAUGAAGGGAUAUCUGGCGGAACUGGAUUACUAUACCUGAUGGAUCAGCGAGAUAUUCGGGCAAAUUGUCAGACCUAUCUAUGGCUUCUGGACUCUUGUCUUACUUCUGGGUUGUUAGCGGAUUGCCAGAAGCUUCAUGGGAGGAUUUUGAAGGUGGGAUUUGAUAGGGAAAUCAUCAUCUGUGAUAAGCUUAUUGAUGUCUGUUUCACUUCUGGGGAUUUAAAUGGUGUCGUCAAGGUUUUUGAGGAUAUGCCUGAGAGAGAUGUUCAUGCUUGGAACAAGAUCUUAUCAGGGUUUUCUGCGAGGAAAAUGAGUAAGAAGGUUCUGGAACUGUUCUCUCAAAUGUUAGCAGAAGCUGUGAGCCCCAAUGAAUAUACCUUUGCCAAUGCGUUGCGGGCUUGUAAUAAUGGUGGAAUUGAUUUUGGUUUCGUUAAGCAGAUUCAUGCAAGGAUCAUUUUCCAUGGUGUGGAUUCUAAUCCUAUAGCAUUGAAUCCUCUUAUUGAUCUGUAUGCUAAAAUGGGGUUAAUCUCUUCAGCUAAACGGGUUUUUGACAAUUUAGAUUGGAAAGAUAGUGUUUCUUGGGUUGCUAUGAUAGCUGGUCAUUCAAAAAAUGGGUGUGAAGGUGAAGCCCUACACCUAUUUUGUGAAAUGCAUGCAGAAGGAACAUCUCUCACUCCGUAUGUAUUUUCCAGUGUUUUAAGUGCCUGCACCAAAGGACAGCUGUUUGAAACUGGGAUGCAGCUUCAUGCCCUGACUAUCAAGCAGGGAUUUUCUUCUGAAACAUUUGUAUGCAAUGCUUUAGUGACAUUGUAUUCUCGUUUGGGGAAUUUCACAUCUGCUGAGCAAGUUUUCAGCAAACUGAAGGAUAAGGACGGGGUUUCCUACAACUCUUUAAUUUCUGGGCUAGCUCAACAAGGAUUCAGUGAUAGAGCUCUGGAAUUGUUUGAGAAAAUGCAGGUGGAAGGAUUAGAGCCAGAUUGCGUUACUGUGGCUAGUCUCUUGAGUGUUUGUGCCUCAACUAAAACUCUUCUUAGAGGGAAACAACUCCAUUCCUAUGCACUGAAGGCAGGAAUGUCCGGAGAUAGUAUAAUUGAAGGUGCUUUGUUAGAUCUUUAUGUGAAAUCCUCAGACAUAAAAACUGCACAUGAUUUUUUCCUUACCACGCAGAAUGAGAAUGUGGUUUUAUGGAAUGUGAUGCUUGUGGCCUAUGGACAAUUAGAUGAUCUAAGUCAGUCAUUUAGACUAUUUAAGGAAAUGCAGGUUAAAGGGCUGGUGCCUAACCAGUUUACUUAUCCUAGUAUUUUGAGGACCUGUACCUUGUCGGGAGCUCUUUAUCUGGGAGAGCAGAUUCAUACACUAGUCAUGAAGACUGGUUUUCACUUCAAUGUCUAUGUCUGCAGUGUGCUUAUUGAUAUGUAUGCUAAACACGGGAAAUUAGACACAGCACUAACUAUUCUUCGAAGACUUGGUGAGGAAGAUGUAGUCUCAUGGACCGCAAUGAUUGCUGGAUGCACACAACAUGAUUUGUUUAAUGAGGCUCUUAAACUUUUUGAGGAAAUGCUAAGCCGUGGAAUUCAAGCAGACAGUAUCGGGUUUUCUAGUGCAAUCAGUGCAUGUGCUGGAAUUCAAGCACUUAAUCAAGGGCAACAAAUUCAAGCACAAGCUUACUUAUCUGGUCAUUCUGUAAAUCUUUCGAUUUCUAAUGCUCUUGUUAGCCUUUAUGCAAGAUGUGGUAAGACUCAAGAAGCAUAUUUGGUGUUUAACAAUAUGGAUACCAAAGAUAGUAUAUCAUGGAACGGAUUAAUAUCAGGAUUUUCUCAAAGUGGUCAUUAUGAGGAAGCACUGAACGUAUUUAAUCAAAUGAACAAAGCGGAAGUUGAACCUAGUGUGUUCACAUUCACUUCUGCAGUAAGUGCCGCUGGAAAUCUGGCGGAGGUAAAGCAAGGUAAGCACAUACAAGCUAUGAUCUUCAAAAGAGGUUUUGAUUCUGAAAUCGAGAUUUCUAAUGCUUUGAUCACAAUGUACGCCAAGUGUGGUAGCAUCAGUGAUUCCAAGAGAAAGUUCCUUGAGAUGGCUGAAAAAAAUGAUGUUACUUGGAAUGCCAUGAUCACUGCCUACUCUCAGCAUGGAGAUGGACUGCAAGCAGUAAAUCAUUUUGAGAACAUGAAAAAGUCAGGUUCCCUACCGAACCAUGUAACUUUUAUAGGGGUUUUAACAGCCUGUAGCCAUGUGGGUUUGGUGAAUGAGGGUAUCUGCUACUUUGAGUCCAUGAAAAAAGAGCAUGGGUUAGUACCUAAGCCGGAACAUUAUGCUUGUGUCGUGGAUCUUCUCAGUCGGGCUGGUCAUUUGAGUCGUGCAAGAAAAUUUGUAGAGGAAAUGCCAAUAAAACCAGAUCCGAUGGUUUGGAGGACCCUUUUAAGUUCUUGUAUAGUGCAUAAGAACAUUGAACUGGGAGAGCUUGCAGCUAAAAAUCUUCUAGAUUUGGAGCCUGAAGAUUCAGCAAGCUACGUUCUUUUAUCAAAUAUGUAUGCAGUGUCAAGAAGAUGGAAUUAUAGGGAUCAAACCAGGGAAAUGAUGAAGAACAGGGGAGUGAGAAAAGAGCCAGGUCGUAGUUGGAUCGAGGUUAUGAACAAAAUUCACGCAUUCUUUGUUGGAGAUAAACUUCAUCCACUGGCAGAUGAAAUAUACGAGUAUCUGGAGGAACUCAAUAAUCGAGCAGCUGAUAUUGGUUAUGUCCAAGAUCAUAAUAGCCUUUUAAAUGAAACAGAGAUGGAGCAGAAGGAUCCAACUCUAUAUGUUCAUAGUGAGAAAUUGGCUGUAACCUUUGCACUUCUUAGUUUGCCUGUUGGAAUUCCCAUACGAGUGAUGAAAAACCUCCGUGUCUGCAGUGAUUGCCACAAUUGGAUCAAGUUUAUAUCCAGGAUUUCAAAUAGGGAGAUUGUAGUGCGAGAUGCAUACCGUUUUCACCAUUUUGAAAAUGGUAAUUGUUCAUGUAAAGAUUUUUGGUGA
Linum trigynum is the source of this 3240-nucleotide messenger RNA. The record is from the annotation of a GenBank genome assembly. NCBI's taxonomy places the organism in Eukaryota, Viridiplantae, Streptophyta, Magnoliopsida, Malpighiales, Linaceae.